AUGACAGCGGCCAGAUUCAACUCGGGCAGAGGACUUCGGGGCUCCGCGCCGAGUCGAGUGAGCGGCGCGCUACGCAAUGUGCCUUGUGCACUGGGAGACUUUGCCCGGCCGGAGUCAGCUGAGGCCGAGUCACCGGACCCCUCCCGGCCGCCGCCCCGCGUCAGCCCGCCGCCGGCCGGGCCGGGUUUCGAACCUGCGGAGCCAGACGUAAGCGGUCGGCAGGCAGCCGGCAAGCCUGGCCCGAGGCCGGCGCGCACCGCCGGGCCCGGCACCCCGGCCCGCGAGGGGCGUGCCGGGUGGGAGGGGCGCGCCGGCCGCUCUGCCGGCCCCACGCGGGGACCCCGGCCCGCCGCCGGCGGCCCGCGGGAGGACGCGCCGGCCAGGCCCGAGAGAGCGAGCCGGCGGGCGGGCCGAGGGCGGGCGGGAGACGGAACAAAAGCGCCUUUGUUGAGCGACGGCCGCCGGAGGGUCACACACAAUGGAGGAGAGAGCCGGCUCAGCCGCCGGGCCCGCCGCGGCGCCCUCCUGAGCCGCCCCGCCGGCGCGCCCCGCACACGCACACACAUAUACCUACCGGACUUCUCCGACUCAUCGAGGGAGUGCAGGGCCCACAGACAGCCCCCAGUGUCGGCUCAGGUCUCCGGCUGUGCUGGCGGCAGCGGCGUCUCCGAGGCUCUCGCUUUGCCGCAGUCGCCGCCAUGUAACCCCGACCCGCGAGAGAGGGCGAGGAAGAGGGGGCGGAGGCUCUGGAGCCACGCCCCCGGACGUCACAGGCUCACUCCACGGGUUCCCCCGCCCCCGCCCGGCCCAGCGCGCCGGCACGCGCCGGAAUUUCCAACGCCCGUGACUGGGCUCCGCGCGCCGCGGGGGCGGCAAGAGAAGAACGCGGGCUUGUCCCCCGCCUCCGGUUGGAUGCGCUGGGCUGGGCUAGGGAGCUGGCAAGGAGGUGAACAGACAGGCUCUCUUCGCUCUGCUACUUGCCCCAGCGUUAGAGCACAUGGUGGCAAACUCUUUGUGAGCGUUUACUGCACACCUACUACGUGCAUGGGACUGGACGGCCUAGAGGAGCGAGACUGCCCCAUCCCCUGGGAAUUAGGAAGCUGGACCCGAAAAUGGAUGGGCUAGAAAGCAACAGCCAAGGAAGAAGGCAAACGCGUUAAAGGUCAAGCGCUAAGGCAGGCUUCUAAAUGAGGUUGCCACCGCUGACCUUUCAGCUAAAUGAGAAGGAGCCCUUGAAACUAGAGGAGGUGGCCUGGCGGAGGAGGGGCGCUGUUCCUGCGGAGGGAACAGAAUGAGCCACAACGUGGAGGAGGGGAGCACCUGGCUUGUUGCAGGAACUGGGACUAAGCCAGUCUGAGGGAAGCGUAGAAUUUGGACCAGAGUGUACAGCGAGGGCAGUUGGAUGGGACAAUGGAGCAUCCAUGUGAGCAGGAGAUAGAUGCAAUUCGUGUCCACUGUUCUUUGCCACCCCAUUCACAUGCAGUUUUCUCAGUGCCCCGUGAGGACAGAAUUCUGGUGGACUCACAAAGCACUGGAGUUCAGUGAGACAAAGCAAGGAAGUACAAGGUGUGAAUGCAUUUACAACUGAAUAAGGGGGGGUGCUGACAGCUCUGAGAGGCCAUGUUUCCAUUGGAACCAGAACUUGCUUCAAACGCAGAAAGAAGGCAUUUUAGGAAACACAAAAGAUCAAGGAACCCUAUCACGUCCUUUCUUGUGUUACUUCCCCUUAUUAGUCAACCACCUGCAUGCAUGCUAAGUCUCUUCAGUUGUGUCCGACUCUGCAACCUCAUUGACCGUAGCUUGCCAGGCCCCUCUG
Messenger RNA from Capra hircus (goat), 1816 nucleotides. Its product is annotated as translation initiation factor IF-2-like. Lineage: Eukaryota; Metazoa; Chordata; Mammalia; Artiodactyla; Bovidae. The record is from RefSeq and is a predicted model, not a curated record. The transcript is spliced from 4 exons. Bases 1 to 1125 code for a protein of 374 amino acids.